AUGGAUCGCAAGAGAAAGCGCGAAUUGCGCGAAUUGAACAGCAGAGCCUGGGAUGGGGAGAAAGACAUCUACGAAGUUAACAAGUCCCUCGAUUCCUCCCUGAAGAAGAAUACAGCCUUCAUAAAGCGACUGCGGACGGCUAUCACUUCUGCGACCCUCGGAACUUUUCUGCAAGAAAUUCGAACACUCAGUCUGCACAAAUACCUAUCCGAAAUCAUAUCCGCAUGCUACGAAGGGCUGUGUAGAUUGAAGUCACCAGGUGAAAUUGAAGCUGGGGUGGAAAUAGUGAGCGCCUUGCACCAACGUUUUGGACCUAUAGAAUUCACGGAGUUUCUGGGAUGGCUUGUAGGCAAGGGAUUAGCAACGCCCGAGAAGUCGCUACUGAAGAGCCUUGCUGCCGAUGUUAGAGAGAAGGAGGAAAAAGAGCGCAUCACACGUCAGAGGGUACUUCUCAGGGUUGUCACGGAAUUAUGGCUUGUAGGUGUUUUGAGGACGUUGGAUGAUGUCAGUCGCCCAGAUGAUGCUUCACGAGGCAAAGAAUCACUCUCAAGCGCCGCUGGGAAGGUUCCUGAUGUCAAAUCGAAGUCCAAUGGGGCAGGCAAAGGUGGUGGUGCUGAGCCAUUUCCUCUAGAAGUUCUCAAGGAUCUAUUAGGUCAUGACAGAGAGCAUGCAAACCUACCAUUGCUGGUCAUAUUCGUUAAAGCCUUCGGCUGGGACAUUCUUGGUGUCAAAGAAGCUAGUGCUGAAGGACGCAAGACUGUUGAAGAAGAUGGAGCCACAAAAAUCACCGAGGGUGCUACAGAGGCAGAUGAUGAAUCUCCUUUGGAAGUCACAUCACCAAGUAAUUCCAUUGAUGACCCACCUCUUGCAUCGCCCCAGCUUCAGGAGCGAUUCCGUAACAUUCUGAAGCGUUAUUUUGAAGAUGUCAAAGCACACCUUACUCGCGAUCAGAAAGCCAUCAGUAAGCAGGCUCGAAAAGAUGCUGAAGCUUACGUCAAGUCUGGACAAGUAUUUGAGGAUAGACAGGCAAGUUACGAGAAGGUCGUUAAGGCUCAGGAACGACUGGUUUCGAAUGCCCAAACUCUCGCAGAUGCUAUUGGUGGGGAUAUGCCAGAUCUCAAAGACUCCGAGGAUACUUCUGCUACCGGCAAUGGAGGCAUCGGCCUGGUCAAGACUGGGGAAUAUUUGCGUGGUGAAGGCGAAGGUGCAGGUAUCUGGGAAGACGAGGACGAGAGGAGAUUCUAUGAAAAUCUCGUUGACCUAAAAGGCAAGGUUCCUGGAAUGUUGCUCGAAGACGGGAAGAAGAAGAAACCAGAUACAGAUGAGCAAGUGGGAAAGAAGAUCGAUACUUCAGAAUCAAGCUCUGCUGAGUCCAGUGCCAAGACCGCCGAGGAUGACCAGUCUACUGCCAUUGCCAAUAAGACUAUUGGUGCCCAGGUUGAUGCUCUACUGGCACGACUCCCAGAUCUCACCAACAAAGACUUGAUUGAUCAAGCCGCCAUCGAUUUUUGUUUCCUCAACUCGAAGGCUUCUCGGAACCGUUUGGUCAAAGCCGUUCAAGAGAUUCCCAAAGGACGUAGUGAUCUCUUACCGUCGUACUCUCGACUUGUCGCUACAUUGGGCAAAUACAUGCCGGAUAUCCCGAAAGGUCUGGUUGAUCAUCUUGAUCAAGAAUUUAGAAGUCUCCAAAGACGCAAAGAAAAGGAAUUCUUAGGCCAAGCUCGACUCGGAAACAUUCGCUACCUUGCUGAAUUGACAAAGUUUGGUGUUGUUCCCGAGCAUGUCAUUUUCCAUUGCCUCAAGGUCAGCUUGGAUGAUUUCUCGAGAAUGAACAUUGAGAUCAUCUGUAACCUCCUUGAAAACUGCGGUCGAUAUCUGCUUCGAAAUCCGGAAACUUCUCCUCGCAUGACUUCAUUCCUAGAGACUCUAAAGAGAAAGAAGUCAGUUCAGCAUAUUGGGCAACAAGAGCGCAUGCUCAUUGAGAACGCCGUCUACUAUGUCGAUCCACCUGUCAGAGCUGCUAUCCAGCAAAAAGAGAGGACGCCAAUUGAUCUUUUCAUUCGCAAGCUCGUGUACUUGGAUAUGAACAAUCGCAACUAUACGAAAUGCCUCAAACAGAUUCGCAGAUUGCACUGGGAGGAGGCCGAGGUUGUCACCAUUUUGGAGAAGAUCUUUUCGAAGCCUGGCAAGGUCAAGUAUGGUAACAUUCACCUUCUUGCUAUUCUAGUGAGCGCCUUGUAUCGAUACCACCAAGACUUUGUUACCGCGGUUAUCGAUAAUGUCCUGGAAUAUAUUGUACUUGGACUAGAGCAGAACGACUUCAAAUUCAAUCAGCGCCGACUCGCAGAAGUUAAAUACUUAGGCGAGCUCUACAACUACCGCAUGGUUGAUCACCCUGUAAUCUUCGAUACUAUGUACCGCAUCAUGACAUUUGGUCAUGGUGGCCCGCCUAUUCCAGGUCGUAUCAACCCCUUUGAUAUGCCAGAUGACUUCUUCCGUAUUCGACUCGUGGCAAAUUUACUUGAAACUUGUGGUAUCUUCUUCAAUCGUGGAGCCGCUGGCAAGAAGUUGGACUAUUUCUUGUCGUUCUUCCAAUACUACAUUUACACCAAAGAUACUCUUCCUAUGGACAUAGAGUUCAUCGUUCAAGACGUUUUUGCGCUGACUAGGCCCCAAUGGAAGCUUGCUUCUAACAUUGAAGAGGCCAGCAAAGCUUUCCAGCUAGCUAUGGCACAAGACCAGAAAACUUCUGGUCUGGACAAAGUCGCCGAGCCCGAAGAGGCUGACAGCGAUGGUUCUUCGGAUGAGGGGAUGGAUGAUGCUGAAGCCGAAGCUGAAGCUGGCCUUGCUGAAGGAGAUGCCGAGAAAGAUUCUGAAUCAGACGAAGAAACAGAUAUCGAUGCAAAUGGCGAUGCAAAUCCGUCAGUCGCAGGAACCGAUUCCGAAGAGGAAUCUAUUGUGGUUACUCGACAGGAGGAACAAGUUGACCCAGAAGAUGAGGCUGACUUUGAGCGUGAGUAUGCAAAGAUGAUGGCUGAAAGUUUAGAAUCGCGAAAGCACGAACGCAAAUCUACCUUCGACGUACCCCUUCCCAUCAGACGCAAGGACCGCGAUGUGCCUGCCACAAACGAGUCCUGGAACGAUGAGCCUGUUGGCAACGCUCCCCCAAGCAGCACAAUGGCCUUCUCCCUCCUCACAAAGCGUGGUAAUCGACAACAGACUCGCACUGUCGCACUUCCUUCCGACUCAACUUUCGCGGUUGCCAUGAAAACCCAACAGGCUGCGGAGCGCGAGGAACAGCAAAGAAUCAAGAGCUUGGUCCUGAACUACGACCUUCGAGAUGGCGAAGACCAAGAUGGUGAAGACAUACUCGCCCCCAUACCCCUCAACAUCAAUAUUCACAAGAUCAACGCAGGUCUCGAGAAGACGGCCGCAGCGAACUACCUCAGACCUGACAAGUCGAGUAACAAUCGCAGUGGCCAACGAGCGAGAAAGUUGCAACUCAGUGAUGUCGAUUGGUAUGAUCCCAAGAGCAAAGUUUCGCAAGUCAAAAACGCACCCCCUUCCCCAGAAAGAGAUAGACCUGCAUCAACUGCUAGUCGCGGCCCUCUGAACGCCGUCGCAUCACCCGGUGAUGUCAGCAGGCUGACUCUGAAGAGAGAGCCUGCAAAGACAGCGGUGCAAGGUAGCAAAAUCUCCAAGAAAGCAAUGCUGGCUGGGCAUGAAGCGCUAAAGGCUGUCAGAGGCCAGACCAAGAAGACCUUCUUCUCUGCCCAUCGACGCGAAGCCACUCGAGUCACCACUACGCCACUCCAUCCAUACCCGGAUUGUCGAACCUUGGAGACGACAGCAGCUGCGACGGUCGGUACCUCGACCCAACCUUCGAAUCGGCGAACGAAUGAAAGAAUGAUUGUGGUGGAAGGUGUGAUCAGUGGGUUGGCUGUUUAUUGA
Molecule: messenger RNA, 3951 nt
Organism: Lachnellula hyalina
Lineage: Eukaryota; Fungi; Ascomycota; Leotiomycetes; Helotiales; Lachnaceae
Gene: UPF2
Product: Regulator of nonsense transcripts
Exons: 8
Coding region: 1-3951 (1316 amino acids)
Biological process (GO): nuclear-transcribed mRNA catabolic process, nonsense-mediated decay
Cellular component (GO): cytoplasm; exon-exon junction complex
Molecular function (GO): RNA binding; protein binding
Source: RefSeq, a predicted model, not a curated record